UACCUCCCCCUUCUCGUCCUUCUGGCGGAGUCGUUCGCUCUUGCUGGAGCAUCUCCUGCUGCGGACACGCGGUUGGUCGAACGUUUGUCCCGCCCCUUCUUCGCGAGGCUCCUCCCCUCCGCCGGUUACAUUCCAGCUGUUGGGAUUGGAGCAGGAAAUUCUGGGCUCGUGCUCUACCGCCCUUCCUCCUCCCGCCGCUGUUUCUUUUGGCGCGCGGCGACCCCUCCCCUCAUGCCAUGGCUUCCUCCGAUGUGGCUCGGCAGCUGCGCUACCAACCUGAUAGCAGAAUGAGGGCACGCUCUAAUCCACCAGUAGAUAAUCAAGAGCCACGCAGACAGACUUGCCGAUCUUUAUCCUUGGCUGGUCAUGUUGGUUUUGAUACUUUACCAGAUCAAUUGGUGAAUAAAUCUAUCCAUCAGGGGUUCUGCUUCAACAUUCUCUGUAUUGGGGAAACAGGAGUUGGAAAAUCAACUUUGAUUGAUAGUUUGUUUAAGACCAGUUUUGAUGAUCGUAUGUCAACACACUUUCAGCCAAAUGUAAGACUUAAAGCUGAAACCUAUGAACUCCAGGAAAGCAAUGUUCGUUUGAAGUUGACAAUUGUAAAUACUGUUGGAUUUGGUGACCAGAUAAACAAACAUGAUAGCUAUCAGCCAGUAGUGGAUUACAUAGAUGCACAAUUUGAAGCCUAUCUCCAGGAAGAGCUGAAAAUUAAGCGGUCCUUAUAUAAUUACCAUGACACUCGCAUCCAUGUGUGCCUGUACUUUAUUUCACCCACAGGCCAUUCCCUUAAAGCUCUUGAUUUAUUAACCAUGAAAAUUCUGGAUAGCAAGGUGAAUAUUAUUCCAAUUAUAGCCAAAGCCGAUGGAGUUUCUAAACCUGAACUACAGAGAUUUAAAAGCAAAAUUUUGAGUGAAUUGGCCAGUAAUGGAGUCCAGAUAUAUCAGUUUCCAACAGAUGAUGAGAGCAUUGCUGAAAUAAAUGCAACCAUGAAUGGGCACUUGCCAUUUGCUGUAGUGGGAAAUACUGAAGAGGUAAAGAUAGGAAACAAAACAGUAAAAGCUCGCCAGUAUCCUUGGGGCAUUGUGCAAGUGGAGAAUGAGACCCACUGUGAUUUUGUGAGGCUCCGGGAAAUGCUGAUUUGUACAAACAUGGAAGAUUUGAGAGAACAGACGCAUAUGCGCCACUAUGAAUUGUACCGGCGCUGCAAAUUGGAAGAAAUGGGUUUCUGUGACACCGGUCCGGAAAACAAACCUGUCAGGGUCCCAGGUAGCAAAAAGACGUCUCAUAGAGAAAGUCUGCAGGAGACUUAUGAAGCUAAGCGGCAUGAAUUCCUUGGUGAAUCACGGCGCAAAGAAGAAGAGAUGAGGCAAAUGUUUGAGCAGAGGGUCGAAGAAAAAGAAGCCCUAUUUAGAGAGGCAGAGCGAGAGCUACAAGCAAGGAUUGAACAUUACAAGCGGCUUUAUCAAGAAGGUAGGAUGAGAUUAGAGGAGAAAAGAAAGCUGCUGGAGGAUGAAAUUAUGGCAUUUAAUAAAAAAAAGACUGCCUCAGACAUUCUUCAAGGACGACCUCUGCCCCCUACACCUACUGUUGGCUUAAAAAAAGAGAAGGAACGCAAAAAGGAUCCAGGUUUUCGGAUUGAGCUCCUGUGUUUUGAUGUCAGAGAUCAGGAAGCUGUGAAUAUGCAGGAGGAGAGAGAAAGAGAGAACGUAGAAAGGGACAGACUCCAUCACAGGGAAAACCAACAUUAGUAUUUGGAAGCAGUUUGCAAAUAUGAUGAGGUUAGGUUCUGGCUUUAUGUGAAACGGAAGAAAACCAGAGGAAACUAUUCACUAUUUUCUAUGAGGAAAUUUGAAUAUCCCCUCUACUUUCUUUAGGCAAGCUAACUCAAAAACUAACCACUGUUUCAAAUGAAAAUUAUAUUAAAAUGUGUAAUCAGCACUGCAUAUUGUACCAUUGGUUGCUGUUGUAUUAAUAUAUUUAAGUGGACAUUUCUUUUAAGCAGCUUUUGAUAUGCACUAAAAAAAUUUAAACUGUAUUUCCGGCCGAAUUGCACUCCCUUCAAGUGCUUACCGAAGAUCACUGCAAGUGAAACUGAUAGUACAGAAUAGUUCAGUGUAUAUACAUAGUGACUGUUUUAAAGCAGUGGAGCCUUUUUAACUAUGUUAACUAUUAACUAUAACUUUUCUCUUUUGAAACAUUUGUUGAACUGUAUAAAAAAAUGUAAAGCCGUUAAAAUGACCACUUCAAUUUCUGAAAAUGUUUUUAUACAUGCACUUUUUUGGUGAUGAUGUUCAGCUUUUGAAUUCCAAUGGAUCAUGUUGCCUUUGCCACUAGAGUAUGCAUGCAAGCAAGAACGUCACUUAUAUAUAUAGAGA
Molecule: messenger RNA, 2375 nt
Organism: Pogona vitticeps (central bearded dragon)
Lineage: Eukaryota; Metazoa; Chordata; Lepidosauria; Squamata; Agamidae
Gene: SEPTIN10
Product: septin 10
Molecular function (GO): GTP binding
Source: RefSeq, a predicted model, not a curated record